AUGAGGAUGUGCAUAGACUACAAAAGGCUGAACAAAGUGACGAUCAAGAAUAAGUAUCUGUUACCAAGGAUCGACGAUUUACUGGAUCAAGUGCAAGGAGAAGCAGUGUUUUCAAAGAUCGAUAUGCGAUCAGGAUAUCAUCAGCUGAAGGUCAAGGAACAAGAUGUGCCGAAAACUACCUUUACAACAAGUGACUAUCGGUGCGGCAUCAAGUACCACCCCGAAAAGGCCAAUGUGGUAGCUGAUUCGCUGAGUUACAAGAGUAGAUCGGAAGAUUUGUCUAUUCCAUCAUCGGAAGAAGAACUGAAAAACCAUCAGAAGGAAGAUAACAAACUUGUUGAAGUCAUUAGGAAAGUUGAGAGGUUGGAAGGACCAAAAUACUUCAGUGUCAGAGGAGAUGGAACUCUGUAUUACAAGGACCAAAGAGUUAUCCUAGCAAAUCAGGAGCUAAAGGAUAGGGUGUUAAAGGAGGCUCAUAACACUCCUUACACAGCCCAUCCUGGUAGUACGAAGUUACUAGUUAAAGCAAAACAUCCGAAGUCGGCAGGUGAAUUACAGUCACUGCUAAUCCCAGAAUGGAAAUGGGACGAUAUCUCGAUGGAAUUUUUGGUGGGUUUUCCAAGGACCUCAGCCAGGAAUAACACUAUCUGGGUGAUAGUUGACCGUUUGACGAACAAUGCUCACUUCAUACCCCAUUACGAAUACUCAUUAUUUGGAAAGCUUAAUGUGGAUUUAUGUAUAAGAAAUUUUCAGAUUGCACAGAGUGUCUAA
Messenger RNA from Juglans microcarpa x Juglans regia, 771 nucleotides. RefSeq lists its product as uncharacterized. Bases 1 to 771 code for a protein of 256 amino acids. The record is from RefSeq and is a predicted model, not a curated record. NCBI's taxonomy places the organism in Eukaryota, Viridiplantae, Streptophyta, Magnoliopsida, Fagales, Juglandaceae. The transcript is spliced from 4 exons.